Priapulus caudatus is the source of this 3870-nucleotide messenger RNA. Its product is annotated as serine/threonine-protein kinase 40-like. Gene Ontology annotation, molecular function: protein kinase activity; ATP binding. Gene Ontology annotation, biological process: protein phosphorylation. Bases 106 to 1431 code for a protein of 441 amino acids. The record is from RefSeq and is a predicted model, not a curated record. Lineage: Eukaryota; Metazoa; Priapulida; Priapulimorpha; Priapulimorphida; Priapulidae. The transcript has 9 exons.
UUGUCUACUACGCAGAGACUGACGCAGAGUUGAGAGCCCAGACAAUGGGGAGACUGGACAAUGGCGUACUGCAGUGGAAAUACCAAUAGCAACACAAAUUAAGCAAUGAAGAGGUCUGUGUCAUCUGCAUUCGCACACGGUAGUGGUUCAGAUGCAGCAAAUCCACAAAAAAGAGCAGCUUUGGACAGAGGAAUCGGGCGAUGUGUCAGAGUCAAACGGACAGGCCCCUACCUGCUUGGUCCGAGACUUGGCACUUCGCCAGUGCGCAGCAUUGUGCAAUGCUUAGCUAGGAAAGAUGGCAGUGACGAGUUUUACACAAUAAAGAUAUUGUCGCUACCGUUGCGACCAGAAGAUGGAGAGGAAACUCAGGAUGACCGGCAGGGAAAGAUGUUACUACACACCGAAUAUUCCCUGCUGUCUCUUCUGCACAAUCAAGAUGGGGUUGUACAUCAUCAUGGCUUAUACAAGGAUGAAGCGUAUGAGGAGGAGGAAGGUGAGGGUAGCAGCACUGUGAUGGACGUUGUCCCUCGGCGUGUGCGCAUGCACAAGCGUCUGUGCCUCGUGCUUGACUGCCUUUGCGCACACGACUUCGAUGCGAAGACGGCUAACCUAGUCAAUCUCCAACACUAUGUCAUCAAAGAGAAGAAGCUUAGUGAGAAGGAAGCACUGGUAGUCUUCUGUGAUGUAGUUCGUGUCGUACAUAAUCUCCACCGGAAGAACAUCGUCCACCGUGACCUGAAGCUCGGUAACAUGGUGCUGAACAAGAGCAGCCGACGCGUGACCAUCACCAACUUCUGCCUCGGCAAGCACCUUGUGUCAGAGAGUGACCUGCUGAAGGACCAGCGCGGCAGCCCGGCGUACAUCAGCCCAGACGUGCUGAGCGGUAAACCGUACCUGGGCAAGCCGAGCGACAUGUGGGCGCUGGGCGUCGUGCUGUUCACCAUGCUGUACGGACAGUUCCCGUUUUACGACAGCAUGCCGCAGGAGCUGUUCCGCAAGAUCAAGGCAGCCGAGUUCCUCCUUCCAAGCGAUGGCCGGGUGUCGGAGAACACGACGUUGCUCAUUAAGAAGCUGCUUGUGCUCGACCCGAUGGCAAGACUGACCGCGUCACAGGUGCUCGACUGUCUCAGGACGACGAUCAGCCUCUGGCAUUCACUAAGUAGAGCUGGCCCCCUACAGGUGGUGCCAGACAUCGAUGAUCAGGAGCAAGCAGCUAGCAGUGCACAGGAAGAGAAACCAGCCGAGAGCCAACUCAGUGCUUUGGAACAGACGCUGCAGAACUCGCAAGGACUGGUGCUGCCCCCUCCCCGCAAACUGUCAUCCGUCAGCGUGCGACGGCGACCUCACACGUUGAUUCGGCGCGUCACGCAGGAUGCGCGACCUCUGACCUCGCAGGAAAUGGUCGUACAUCGGCACCUCUUGCCACCGUAGUGGCUAGCUCUCAUUGGGGUUGACGAUCGUCUACCAUGGCGAGAAACAGCAGCGAUCGAAUUAUCCAGCUGUUGCAAUACACAUUUUGAAUUAUCGAGUGCUAGCACUCCCAUGUAAAUCAAAGGUGUAGAACAGAUUAUCAGUUGAUCUGCAUGAUAAUGUCUGUCUACAUGUCUAAUACUUGCAUGCUGAUAUUUUUGUGCUGUUAUAGCAUCUUCUCAUAUAUUUUAUUUACUCGGAUAUAUUUUGCAUAACUCAGAUAUUUUGAUGGAGAACUCGAAAGAUCACAUAAGCAGAUUAGAUUCAUGUUUCGGUGUUUUGUUACAUAACAUGAUGGCACUGCAAAGAGAUGUACAACAUUAGUACUGAUUAUGAUAGAUACAUUCCCAAGUACCGAUCAUGAUACGUUAUAGUGGAGGUGUCUUCAUCACUUGGUAAUGAUGUAAUGAUGUGCAUGAUGUUGGAUUCUUUGAAUACAUAUUUUUUUAUUUAAAUGAAUUAUUGAUGUUCCCAUUGACGUUUUUACAGCGCCCAACAACAACAGCACAAACAAUGUAGCGUCUAUAAUAAGAUGGUACCAAAUGAAUCAAUCCAGUCUGGAACAGCAAGUGCCAAUAUAAGAUGUUACCUUUCAGUUUAUUUUAAAACGUUUUCUUCGCUACGGUGAGGAAAAACCAUUAGUUACAGCCAGUUUGCAGCAGUGUCAAAAAUAUAUGUAUAUAUACCCAUAAUAUCAUACAUACAUGUCCAAGGUCUACCAAGUGGCUAUGUGAAAUCGAAAGCACAACUCGUAACAACGUGCGUUUGUGUGAAGCAGUUACAGAGAUUAUCCUGCAAUGAUGUGCAGCUGCACACGGCAUUUAGGUACCUGCACAUCAUAAAUAUAUUGCCCUCUAUUGGCAUUGAUUAAGAAAAAGGCUCUGCUGGUUACUUGUAUGAAUACGAGCAUGGAGACAAUACAUAUAUUUAAUUGUCCUAUACUAAAUAUCCUUACUCGAUGGUUGUCUCGCCUAAAGAAUCGGUAGUGUGGUUAAUGAAUCUAUUCAUCUACCCGAUAUAUGUAAUCAUCUUACAUCAUCACUUCUACGAACCUUUUUAUAAAUGAGCUAGAAGUUAAUUUUUAAUUAAUUAAAAUUUAUCUUGAAUAAUACUUAUUUUCAUCGCCCAAAGAACGAAUUUCAUAUAAGAGGGUCAUCACGACGCUGGAUCAUUAUGACUCCGAAUCUACUAGAAAUAUAUUUUAUCUGUAUAAUCACAACCGAUUUACACUCGCAUUCAAUAACAAUGAUAAUAUCAUAUAAUAACAGAAAUAUACCAUAACCCCCACACUGAUCGUAGACGAGGCAGUGCAGAACGUACGGGUGCAUAAAAUACAGUGCAGAAACUAAAACCUGUGCGAUCUACGAUCAAAGAAACGGCUUCGGCAAAUAAUGUAAAUGGCCAGUUGUCAAAGACAUCACAGUAUAGUCUCGUAAUAAGAUUCAUAACUAAAAGGUCCGCACGCGCCACAUCGUUUGCAGUCUGCUAUCGCGUGCAUUAAAUAUAACAACCUAGCAACUUCAAUUCAUGAUGAACACAAACUAUCCAUUUUCGUGGGAGAUGUUAAACAAAACUUUUUUUUCAAUAGAAAUAGACGCGUUAACUUAAACGGUAAGGCAUGUACGUAUCAUAAUGCGCAUUCCGAUGUAUUCAGCGGAGAUCGUGAUGCACUGCCGCGGCACACGUAUCGUCACAGCUCACAGCACACACUGAUCCCCUUCACUUAUCUACUGAAGGCCACUGUGCUCGUACCCGUCAAUACAACUAAUAACCCGAAUCUCUCUAUUAGCAUCUUGAGCAGAGACAUGCAUCUCAAAUACGCUACAAUCUUAAUAGCGCAAUAUAUUCACGUGAAACUGGUCCCAAAUAAUCCAUUAUAUCCAGUCGACCCCUUUUGGCACAGAUUUGCAUGUUCCAUCAGUGUGAAAAAAAACACAUGUACAAGAACUGAUUGCAACUUACAAUACCGUCGAAAUGCCGACAGGGCACAUUAAUCGAGCAGAUCCUGCUUGCAGGCAUGUAUUUUCAAGAAAAAUAUAACGGGAAACUGGUUUGACCCAAGUUAAAAUACAAUUUGAACACCCGAGUUAAUAUUUUCUUUACUCAAUUGCACGAGUUAGCAUGAUCCAGGUCAACUCCUAAGCGCUAAACGUACAUCGACUACAAAUAGUCAAAGACAAAGCAAUCUCCCCAUGCACGCAGUCAGCCCAAUAUACGGUAUGAAAAAUAUCCGUAGAGAGUUUAGACUCUCCCAAGAGUGGAAUUUACUCAGUAUGCAGUGGACGGGAACAUAGUGAACUAUAUUCUGCACGCAAUCAACCUAACCCUAACCUAGAAACGUUUACUAGUUUAGUAACUAAUCGGACGAGUUGCAAUAGAAGUAGACAACCUUCACUCAAG